Geodia barretti is the source of this 3567-nucleotide messenger RNA. Lineage: Eukaryota; Metazoa; Porifera; Demospongiae; Tetractinellida; Geodiidae. The record is from the annotation of a GenBank genome assembly.
AUGACGGAUACCGUGAACACCAACGCACUGAGAGGAAUCCGCGUAGUGGAGUUUGGCCCCUACGUGGCUUUGCCGCUCACCGGGCGCAUUCUGGGGUCGCUGGGCGCAGAAGUCAUCAAGGUGGAAACCAACAAGGUACUCGAUGAGAUGGCGUUCAUACCGGCAUGGUCCAGGGGCGCUGGGCAACCGGAGUACCAGCGGGGCAAGCGGCGAAUUACGCUGGACGUGCGGACGCCGAAGGGACGCGACCUGAUGCUGGAACUGGUGCGCAUCAGCGACGUGUUCAUGACCAACUUCCGCCGCAAUAUUCUGGAUCGCUGGGGCAUCGACUUCCCCACCAUCCGCGAGCAUCGGCCCGACUCCGUAAUCAUGUGGCAGACCGGUUUGGGCGGGCACGGGCCGUACUACACCUACAAGUCAUUUGGAAUCCUGGUACAACACCUGUCCGGCGUAUCGCUAAUGACCGGCGAGGACGAAGAGCCUCCCGGGGUGGUGAACACGUCCUACUCCGACUACCAUACCGGCGUGUUCCAGCCGGCGGCCAUCAUAGCGGCCUUGAUGCGGCGGAAUCUGACCGGCAAAACGGCAACGAUGGAAUCGUCGAUAUUCAAGUCGGGCGUGGCAACCUGCGGGCCAGCGCUGCUGGAAUACCAGGUCAACGGUCGCGGGCCGCAACGUCGGGGCAAUCGGGACGCCUACGCCGUGCCUCACGGGGUGUAUCCGUGCGCCGGCGAAGACCGGUAUAUCGCCAUCUCGGCCGCCAACGACCAGCAAUGGCAGUGUUUGCGGACGGCCAUGGGCGAUCCGGCCUGGGCCACCACACCCGAGUUCGAAACACGCAUCGGGCGGCGCAAGAACGAGAAAUCACUGGACGCGGGCAUCACUGAAUGGACGCAGGUUCAGGAUUCGGUUUCGCUCAUGGGAAUAUUGCAGGCUGCCGGCGUGCCGGCCGGCAUAGUCUCCCAGGGCGAGGACCUGAACGACAGCGCACACCUGAAGUCGCGGGGGUUUUAUCAGGACACGCGAUAUUGGGAAGCGGAACGGGGCGUGAAGGCCACCGAGUGGACGGAAGGCGAGAGCGUUCGUGGACCAUACCGGCACGCAUGUCGGGCACGCCCAUUGAGUUCGGCAAGCCGGAUGCAGCCCAUUCGCCGGUGGGGUACUAUUGGGCCAUCAGACCGUAAUGAGGUGCCCCCGAUGACCGUAGACGCCGCCGCUGCCUCCAUCACCCACGCCGAACUUCGCGCUGCCAUACCUCCCCUGGACGGCGGAAUAUCCCUGUCCGGCCUGCAUGCCGCGGUUCAGGUUUGGCGCGACGAAUGGGGCAUCCCGCACAUCCGCGCCACCGACGAACACGACGCCUGGUUCGCCCAGGGGUUUGUGACCGCUCAGGACCGGUUAUGGGCGAUGGAAUAUGACCGUCGGCGAGCAGUGGGCCGCUGGGCCGAAGCGGUCGGCCCCUCUGCCGUGGGACAGGAUAUUCAGAUUCGCCGCCACCGGUUGGAAGACGCGGCCCGCGCCGAUUGCGCCGCCGCCGGCGCCCGCGCCCGGGCGAUGCUGGAAUCCUAUGCCGACGGGGUCAACGCAUUCAUCGAAAGCGACGCGCCCCUGCCGGUGGAGUACGGCAUCACCGGGAUAGCGCCCGAGCCUUGGGAACCGUGGCACAGCCUGGCCAUUUACAAGGUGCGUCACGUAUUGAUGGGCGUGUUUGAGAGCAAAGCGUGGCGGGCUCGGCUGGUGCUGGAGCUGGGGCCGGAGAGGGCGGCGCAGUUGUUUCCGUCGUAUCCGCCGGGUCAACCGGUCAUAAUCCCCACCGGCGCCGCCUACAGCGGUUCCGCGGAUGUGGGUUAUCAGCAAUUACUCGACGGCGCCGCCAACCUGAAUGUCAUCGGCGAGAUGGAUAGCGGCUCCAACUCCUGGGUGAUUUCGGGCGAGCGCACCGCCACCGGCAAGCCUAUCCUGGCCGGCGACAGCCACCGUGGCCUGGACGUUCCCAGCGUCUAUUACCAGAACCAUCUCGCCUGCGACAGGUUCGACGUGGUGGGCAAUUCCUUUGCCGGGGUGCCCGGUUUCCCCCACUUUGGGCACAACCGGUGGGUGGCCUGGUGCGUUACCCACACCAGCGCCGACUAUCAGGAUUUGUACAUCGAACGGUUCAACGACGCCGACGCCUCGCUGUAUCAACGUCAGGGCGACUGGUACAACGCCGACGUUCGUGAUGAGGUGAUACGCGUACGCGACGGCGAUGAUGUUCAUCUGCGCACCUGGGGGACCCACCACGGCCCGAUUGUUGGCGGCGAUCCGUUGUCCGGUUACGGCCUCGCCCUGCGCUACACCGCCACGCCGAUCUUUUACGAAAAUCAGGGCGACCCGUGGACGAACAUCCUGCCGGCCAUGCUGGAGGCUGGCAGUGUGACCGAGUUGGCCGAUGCCAUGGAAGAAUGGGUUGAUCCGGUCAACAACUUCGUCAUGGCCGACGUACACGGCAAUAUUGGCUACCAGUGCCGGGGCGAGAUUCCCCGCCGCCCCGACGAUGCGCCGGCGCCGUUGCCCGUGCCGGGCUGGGACGGGAACCACGAAUGGCAGGGAAGCAUCCCCUUUGCCGAUCUGCCCCGCAAUAUCAACCCGCCGGAAGGUUACAUCGUCACGGCCAAUAACCGGCCCGUUCUCGAGGAUUACCCCUACUACAUCUCAAUGGACUUCGCACCCGGUUACCGUGCCAUGCGCGUCGCUGAUCGCAUUCUCAACAUGCCCAAUCCUUCGGCCAGCGAAAUGGGACGCAUCCAUUCCGAACGGGUGUCGCUCCCGGCGCGGGCCUAUGUUGCCGCCCUGCAAUCCUGUCCGCCACCCGCUGACCCGGCGGUCGCUGCCGCGUUGGAUCGCCUGCAAUCCUGGUCUGGCAGCAUGGAUCGCGACGCCAUCGAACCUACCAUCUACAGCGCCAUGCGUGAUCUGCUGCAGUGGCGGUUGCUGAAACACAACAUCGGCGAGGAUCUGGCCGCAUUGGCGUGGCAUCCUGUCGAUCGGGGGCGCGGUGGGUUCGUAAACCGGUUCCGAAUUCUAAUGAACGACGCCAUCACGGACGGCGACACCAGCCUGCUGCCCAACGGCGAAAAUUGGCCCGCCGCGCUUACGGCCGCGUUGGGAGAGGCAAUCCACAUCCUGACGCACCGGCUGGGGCCGGACAUGGGAACCUGGAGAUGGGAUCGAGUGCAUCGAGCGCGGCCCCAGCAUCCAGUGGCGAUGGCAACCCCCAGCCUGGGUGCGCUGCUCAACCCGCCGGAGAUUCUCACCGGCGGCGAUGGCGAUACCCCCUGGGCGGGUUCCUAUUCGCCGGCCGAUUUCGCUACGGUGGGCGGCCUGUCGGUAUUCCGCUACGCCUACGACCUGGGAGACUGGGAACGCUCGCUUUGGGCGGUGCCGUUGGGCGCAUCGGGCCAUCCUGGCAGCGAACACUACGCCGACCAAUCGGCCACCUGGGGGCCCGUCCGCAUGGUGCCCAUGCAAUACGAUUGGGAAAGCAUCAAAACGACCGCCCCGACAACCCAAACCCUGAUGCCGGGGUAG